ACAGGAAGUUAACAAAAACAGGAUGGGCUGAUGAUCUCUUAAGAGUUGUGACCAUACCAAGAAAAAAGGAAGGCUAAAUGAGACUGAAAAUGGAUGAAAAGGGUAAUGAGAUUUUGCUGCGACUAAUAAUUAUGUUCCUUCUGAGAGGUGCGAGUGGGGUGCUAAAGAACGAUGUGUUCUGCAGUUACGGAGAUAAUGUCACUCUCUCCUGUAAAAAUACUUAUUCUUAUUAUAAUUCAACUGAAUGGAUCUAUGAGAGAAACAGAGAUUCAAGGGCAGUUGUACUGUAUGCUGACGGAAUAAAGCAGAAUGACUCAGAGAGGCAUGACAGACUGAGUCUGGGAUCUGACUGCUCUCUGAACAUCUAUAAAGUUACAAAAGAAGAUUAUGGGCUUUACAGCUGCAAGCACUAUAAGGACGGAAUCAGACUACUGGAAGAUGGUCUCAGUUUUUCUCUGCAUGUUCUUCAUGUUUCUUCACCAUCUACACAAACAGAGAUCAGACCAGGCAGCUCUGUGACUCUCUCCUGUCAUCUGUAUUCAUAUGAUGGAUAUUAUUGUGACCCUUUGGUUGGUAUUGAUGGAGUUCAGCUGGUCUGGGUGAAUCAUGCUGGUGUUAAUCUGCAAAGAGACUCCAGAUAUCAGAUAUCACACUCAGGACGCUGUAACAGCACUCUGACUACAACACUUCUGAAUGAAGACAACAACGGAGAGUGGAGAUGUGUGGCUACUCUUAGAAAUGAAGAGAAGACCUCAUCCAGCUACACUGUCAAGUAUUUAGGUUCGAGUGAGCCAGAAGAGAAACAUGUGUUCUGCAGUUAUGGAGAAAAUGUCACUCUGCCCUGUAAUAAUGCUCAAUCUGACUGCACUUCAACUACAUGGAUCUAUGAGAGAAACAGAGAUUCUGGGACUAUCGGACUGUUUAUUGGAGGAAUAAAGAAGACUGUCAUAGAGAGACUCAACAGAAGGAGUCUGGGGUCUGACUGCUCUCUGAACAUUUAUAAAGUCACUAAAGAUUUUGGAGUUUAUAGCUGUCAGCAAAAUGUAAAUGGACAAAGACAAGGAAAUGAUGCUCAUGUUUUUCUACAUGUUCUUUAUGUUUCUCUACAAUCCACACAGACUGAGAUCAGACCAGGCAGCUCUGUGACUCUCUCCUGUCAUCUGUAUUCAUAUGAUGGAUAUUAUUGUGACCCUUUGGUUGGUAUUGAUGGAGUUCAGCUGGUCUGGGUGAAUCAUGCUGUUGUUAAUCUGCAAACAGACUCCAGAUAUCAGAUAUCACACUCAGGACGCUGUAACAGCACUCUGACUACAACACUUCUGAAUGAAGACAACAACGGAGAGUGGAGAUGUGUGGCUACUCUUAGAAAUGAAGAGAAGACCUCAUCCAGCUACACUGUCAAGUAUUUAGUCAGUCCAACUUUGGGUGCAUCAUCAAGCAGAGUGAUUAUACUUCUUGGUGAAAUUGCAGUAUUAAUGGCUCCUACUGUAAUUCUUCUUCUGAUCAUCUGUGAAAAAAGACCUAGAAACAGAAGGUCUCAGAACACCCAGAAGAUAUAAUGAUACCAUACAUAAUUAAACACCCUCUUUUCAAAUGUAAAAACAAUGUCAUUUUUAAUUAAGUGUAUUUUUACAGUGGCCCAAGUGCUAUGUGCUUUAAAUAUGAUACUAUGUACUUUUUUUAAAUAGUAUUUUAUGAAGUAAUUUGUCUCCAAGAUUAAUGCAGCAUAUUUGAAUCUUUUAAUGUUUACAAACGCCAAUUAUGACUUUCUUUCUUCAGUAUAGCACAAAAGUAGAUGUUAAGCCAAUGUUAGACUCAGCCACCAUUCACUUUCUUUGUAAAGAAAAUAAGAUGCAAUGAAAGUGAAAGGUGACUGCCCAACAUUUUGCCCAUCUCUUUUUGUGUUCCACAGAACAUAGAAAAUAUUGCAGAUUUGGAGUAACAUAAAAUUAUGUUGUAAAUGAUGACAGAAUAUUCAUUUUUAGUUGAAAGAUCCCUUUAAAUGUCUUACUUAUAUCGUGGUGAUACUGUUAAAUACCAGAGUAAUGUGUGUACCUUUCAAAGAAAAAUUAUAAACCUUUAAGUGAUGACCUGGCAGCUUAUUGUGUUUCAAAAAACAAUUUCUGGCUGGGAGUCUAUGGCAGCCCAAAGUUGUGAAAUAUGGCGAUUUUGGUGGGUCUGAUCAUUAAUCUGACCAACUUUAGGGUCUGUCAUUCAAACUCUCUAGCUCCACCAUCAGCUCAAAAUCAGACUCUUUGUUGGUAUGUUACUUUUGACGCGUUUUGGCUAGAACCAUAAUUGUUUUGUCUUCUGAUCUGAAUGAUCAUGCCAAAACAAACCAAAUCAAUACAAUUCCUGCCCACGUCAUGGCCACCAGUUUGAAUUAUAUCGAAAACACAAUUAUCGAAAACAUACAAAUCAAACUCAUCCUAGGGCAUUCAUCGGGUCAACCCCAAAUUUGGGUAAAAUAAUCUAGAGACAGUUCAGGUAAAAAGUUACUCACCAAUUUCUGAUAUAUCAAAAUUUUUGCAUAUAACACAUCAAGAAUCAGCUGAUGGGGAGGCAAAACAUGAUUUGAGGCUGUAUCAUAUUAAAAUGAAAUUUUCAGUAAUUCAGGCAUAUUAAAUAUCAGAAUUAAUGUUAAUCAAAUCCAGCACAACUGCUUUAAAGUGAGUGAAGCCUUGGUUCUCUAAUUGGUGGUCUUUCACUGCUGUACCAUGGGUAAUGUAGUUGUUUACCAUGAAUUCUGCUAUCAAACACAAUUUUUAAACAAAGUAGUUGAGAUAACGUAGAUGGAUGGCUUCAUCGGAAACAUAUACCAUCGAUGAACAUCGUCAUAGCUCACAGUAGGUCUGUCUUUAAAGUUUAUAAGUUAACGUUGAAAAUCAAUUUGUUUAUGUCAGUGUUUCUCAUUUCUUUCCUGGAGUACCAUUAACACUUAGUGAUGUCCGAUUCUUGAAAGAAUCAUUCUUUUGAGACAGUUCACAACAUCGAACUGAAUCGAACUUUAGAUCUGGGUUGAUGACACAAGAUGCACAGCUGAAGUAAAUGUACUGGCUACGCAACACGUCGAACUGUCUGAAGAACCGAAUGAGCCGGUCUCACUUACUGUCGAAGUUUGCAGAGAAUUACCGAAGACUUGUUAUGUGCUGAGAUGUUAAUGGCAGUAGCCGAAUAAAGCAUUUAUAAACCUACA
Messenger RNA from Myxocyprinus asiaticus (Chinese sucker), 3193 nucleotides. RefSeq lists its product as uncharacterized. Bases 78 to 1556 code for a protein of 492 amino acids. Gene Ontology annotation, biological process: positive regulation of ERK1 and ERK2 cascade; interleukin-15-mediated signaling pathway; T cell activation. The transcript is spliced from 8 exons. Gene Ontology annotation, molecular function: protein tyrosine kinase binding; MHC class II protein binding. The record is from RefSeq and is a predicted model, not a curated record. Lineage: Eukaryota; Metazoa; Chordata; Actinopteri; Cypriniformes; Catostomidae. Gene Ontology annotation, cellular component: membrane raft; external side of plasma membrane.